AUAACUCAUGCUUUGCAAUUUAUCAUCUCUAGGUACGACAUAAUGUGUCAGUGUUGGAAGGCCGAGCCUUCUCUACGGCCGAGUUUCACGGAUCUAGUCAACAGUGUAGGAAAAUUGUUGGAGGACAAUGUAAGAACGCACUACAUCGAAUUAAACGUGCCAUACCUCGACGUGAACAGAGCUCUGUUGGAGGACGGGAAGCAAGAUUACCUGACGAUGUUCUCUGCUCCGGACCACGCCGUUCCUUCUACAUCGACUCACGAUUGCGCGAAUUCCCCCGCAUCUGGAACCACGGCGAGCUCUGACUUCUUGAGCAUGAGUCUCAAGGAUGCUGUGGACGCAUCGCCUAUGCUGAAGGAGGAGGAGGAAGAACCCUAUUUGGAACCUAUCAAUGUCCACGAGCUGAGGGCAAAGCUUGCCAGGAACAGAGGAGUGGUGAUGAAUCAGAUAAUGCAUCUAGAUCGAAGUUCCAGAUAACUUGGAAUUGACAGAUUUGAAUUAAAAAAGUUACGAGGUUGGGGUGAGGACGGGUUUCAACCGGAAUCCGAUUUUCGAGGUGGGCUUCGCUCCGACAGUCUUAAGCACUCGGGACGAUUACGUGAAUAUGCGUAGAUCAAGAAGGUUCGGAAACUAUUGCUUCUGAGAAGCAAUACACUUAAAAGUGUCUAUCGAUUGUGAGAGUACUGUCUAGUUGGAAUCACAUUUCUGCGUUUGAAUUUGCGUGGCGCUUGGAGAAAAAUGUACUUGUUAUAUUUUACUGUAUACAUUAUACAGGUAGACCUCUUACAACACGGUUUCGCCCUGACAUAAUAGGAUAAAUUGUGGAAAUCCUCGUAUAUCACUGCAAACUGUAGCACUGUUUCGCUCUAACGCGAUAAAAAAUUGCGAAAACUUUUUUACGACACUGUACUUCUACGGCUCUGGAUAGCAUGAUAUUUGUUUGACAUAUUUAAAAACUAAAUUAUCUUAAAAUAAUAUGACGGGAAGAAAUAAUGAACUAUAGUGCCUUUACAUGAAAAUAUAAUUAUUAUAAUCAA
This is a messenger RNA of Megalopta genalis, 1037 nucleotides long. The record is from RefSeq and is a predicted model, not a curated record. NCBI's taxonomy places the organism in Eukaryota, Metazoa, Arthropoda, Insecta, Hymenoptera, Halictidae.